Molecule: messenger RNA, 2007 nt
Organism: Nerophis lumbriciformis (worm pipefish)
Lineage: Eukaryota; Metazoa; Chordata; Actinopteri; Syngnathiformes; Syngnathidae
Source: RefSeq, a predicted model, not a curated record
AUGUUCGCUCGUGUUCCGAAAGUGUGCAGCGGACGCCUGUUGUGGGGUGUUUACGUAUGUAGGAAAAGUGAAAGUUUGCAACGCGGCUGCGCGAACGAUGCACGCAGGGCAACGGAGGAGCACUACGGCCGAGCCUUCGCAGAGGCUCGGGACCGACCGGAGCAGUACUGGGCCCGAGCGGGCCAGGACAUUAGCUGGUUCCAACCGUGGAGCAAAACAUUGCACGUGGAAGACCCGGUGUUCCCCAACUGGUUUGUGGGCGGCAAACUGAAUAUGUGUUACAACGCCGUGGAUCGGCACGUGGAAGGCGGGCGCGGCGAGCAGGCGGCCAUCAUCCACGACAGCCCCGUGACCGGCACCAAGCGGAUCGUGACGUACCGGGAGCUCCAGGAGCAGGUGUCGCUGCUCGCCGGCGUCUUGGUGAAAAAUGGCGUCCGCAAGGGCGACCUGGUGGUCAUCUACAUGCCCAUGGUACCCCAAGCUAUGUUCGCCAUGUUAGCGUGCGCCCGCGUCGGCGCGCCGCACAGCCUCAUCUUCGGCGGCUUCGCCUCCAAAGAGCUGUCGGUGCGCAUCGAUCACGCCAAGCCCAAAAUGAUCGUGACCGCCUCGUUCGGGAUCGAGCCCGGCCGUCGGGUGGCCUACGUGCCGUUGGUGGAAAAAGCCUUGGAACUUAGCUCUCACAAGCCCUCCAAAGUACUCGUCUACUGCAGAGAGAACAUGGAGAAAGUCUCAUUGGGCGGAGACUUGUCUUUAGACUGGGACGAGCAGAUGGCGACCGCCCGACGCCACGACUGCGUCCCGGUCCCUUCCGACCACCCGCUCUACAUUCUCUACACAUCGGGCACCACCGGAACGCCCAAGGGCAUCGUACGAGACACUGGGGGCUGCGCAGUGAUGCUAAAGUGGACCAUGUCCAACAUAUACGGACUGCGCCCUGGAGAAGUGUGGUGGGCCGCAUCGGACCUAGGCUGGGUGGUGGGCCACUCGUACAUCUGCUACGCCCCCCUCCUCCACGGGAACAGCAGCGUCCUCUACGAGGGCAAACCGGUGGGAACCCCGGACCCGGGCGCUUUUUUCCGCGUCCUCUCAGAACACGGCGCCGCCGGCCUGUUCACCGCGCCUACAGCACUCCGGGCCAUCCGCCAGCAGGAUCCCCGCGCCCGGUGCGGGGCGGCGUAUGCGCUACCCAGGCUGCGCUCCAUCUUUUUGGCGGGAGAACGCUGCGACGUGGAGACGCUAGAGUGGGCCAAGAGAAGUUUCGGGGUUCCCGUGUUGGAUCACUGGUGGCAGACGGAGACCGGUUCGCCGAUCACGUCCACGUGCAUUGGCCUGGGAAACUCGAUUGCGCCCCCCGCAGGCCAGGCGGGCAAACCGGUGCCAGGCUACGACGUGAGGGUAAUCGACGACCACAUGCGACAGGUGACGCCGAGAACUCUGGGAAACAUCGUGGUGAGAUUACCUCUUCCGCCCGGCGCCUCGUCGUCCCUGUGGCAGAAUUCGCAUCUUUUUAAGCAGAUCUAUUUCACAAAAUUCCCGGGUUACUACGACACCAUGGACGCCGGUUUUGUGGACGAGGAGGGCUUCUUGUACAUCAUGUCGCGCUCCGACGAUGUCAUCAACGUGGCCGGACACAGGUUGUCGGCAGGAGCGCUGGAGGAGUCCGUUUUGCAGCAUCCGGCAGUGGCCGACUGUGCCGUGGUGGGCUUGGAGGACCCGCUGAAGGGCCACGUACCGCUUGCCUUGUGUGUGCUAAAAAACGGAGUGCAACAGUGCCAAAAGGACGUAGCGAAGGAGACGGUAAAGCUCGUACGGGACACGGUGGGACCCGUGGCCGCCUUCCGGAAGGUUCUUUUCGUUCGCGGGCUUCCCAAGACCAGAUCGGGGAAGAUCCCCCGUUCCUCGCUAGGGAAUUUGGUCAACGGGAAGCCCUACAAGAUUACGCCCACCAUCGAGGACCCCGAAGUGUUUCAAGAAAUCGAGAAAGUUCUGAAGUCGAACGCUACUUGA